Penicillium diatomitis is the source of this 186-nucleotide messenger RNA. RefSeq lists its product as uncharacterized. The record is from RefSeq and is a predicted model, not a curated record. The coding region runs from base 1 to 186 and encodes 61 amino acids. The transcript has a single exon. Lineage: Eukaryota; Fungi; Ascomycota; Eurotiomycetes; Eurotiales; Aspergillaceae.
AUGCCAAAAAUCGGUGCAGACCGCAGACUGCUGAUUGGUAUCCACCCCGACUCCGAGAGUCUGGCGCUACUGCACCGCGGCAAGACUAGGCCCAAAGAGUACAAGUCGCCGCGCUCGCCCCCACCCGGCAGACCGCCGACGGCAGCCGGUGUCGUACCGCCCCUCGUGAAAGGCGGUCGCGGUUGA